GAGAGACGGAGGAGAGACCCGAGGAACUGACUAGCUGAGGAGACGGGCCGGGCUGGACUGGAUCUGGUCUGGGAUGUAGCAGGUUGACCCGCCCAUGCCCCAGUGCCCGGCCGGAGCCGGAGCCGGAGCCGGAGCCGGAGCCGGGGGAUGUGGCGGGGGCCUUGAGCGCCGCCCGCACCCCCUGCCCGGAACCAGGCCCGCAGCCUUCGGCAUGCAGUCCCGGCUGCGGAGGUGACAUCCCGGAGUCGAGGAAUUGACCCCGCGGCGGCGGCCGCCUCCUCCGCCACUAUGGAUGAACAGGAGGCAUUGAAUUCAAUCAUGAAAGAUUUGGUGGCUCUCCAGAUGGGCCGACGUCACAGGCUGCCUGGCUUUGAGACCAUGAAGAACAAAGAUACUGGCCACCCAAAUAGACAGAAAAAACAUAACAGCAGCAGCUCAGCCCUCUUGAACAGUCCCACAAUAACAACAAGCCUAUGUGCAGGGGCCAGUGAAGAAAAGAAAAUUUCGAGUGACGUAAGGAUCAAGUUUGAGCACAGUGGGGAAAGGCGAAUUAUACCAUUUAGCCGCCCUGUGAGAUAUGAAGAUGUGGAACAGAAGGUGAAGACAGCAUUUGGGCAACCUCUAGUUCUCCAUUAUAUGAAUAAUGAGCUCUCCAUCCUCCUGAAAAAUCAAGAUGAUCUUGAUAAAGCAAUUGAUCUUUUGGAUAGAAGCUCGAGUAUGAAAAGCCUUAGAAUAUUGCUGCUGUCCCAGGAUAGAAACCAUACUAAUUCCUCCCCGCAUCUUGGAGUGCCCAAGCAGGUCCGGAUCAAAGCUUCUCAGUCUAUGGGGGAUGUAAAUACCAUCUAUCAGCCACCAGAGCCCAGAAGCAGGCAUCUCUCUGUCAGCUCCCAGAACCCUGGCCGAAGCUCACCUCCCCCAGGUUAUGUGCCAGAACGUCAACAGCGCAUCGCACGACAGGGAUCUUACACCAGUAUUAACAGUGAAGGGGAAUUUAUUCCAGAGACUAGUGAACAAUGUAUGCUGGAUCCUCUAAGCAGUGCUGAGAACUCCGUGUCAGGAAGUUGUCAAUCCUUGGACAGAUCAGCAGAUAGUCCCUCCUUUCGGAAAUCUCGGAUGUCUAGAGCCCAGAGUUUCCCAGAUAACAGACAAGAAUAUUCAGAUCGUGACACUCAGCUCUAUGACAAAGGGGUAAAAGGUGGAACAUAUCCCCGUCGUUACCAUGUCUCUGUUCACCACAAGGACUACAAUGAUGGCCGGAGAACAUUUCCCCGAAUAAGACGUCAUCAAGGGAACCUGUUCACAUUGGUCCCCUCCAGUCGUUCCCUGAGCACAAAUGGAGAGAACCUGGGACUGGCAGUGCAAUACCUGGACCCUCGAGGGCGUCUGUGGAAUGCAGACAGCGAAAAUGCUCUCACUGUACAGGAGAGGAAUGUGCCCACCAAGUCUCCAAGUGCUCCCAUAAAUUGGCGUCGGGGGAAACUCCUGGGUCAGGGUGCUUUUGGCCGAGUCUACCUGUGCUAUGAUGUGGAUACUGGACGAGAGCUUGCUUCUAAGCAGGUUCAGUUUGAUCCAGACAGUCCUGAAACAAGCAAGGAGGUAAGUGCCCUUGAGUGUGAAAUCCAGUUGUUGAAGAAUUUGCAGCAUGAUCGCAUCGUGCAGUACUACGGCUGUCUCCGUGAUCGCUCUGAGAAGACCCUGACCAUCUUUAUGGAGUACAUGCCAGGGGGCUCAGUGAAAGACCAGCUGAAGGCAUAUGGUGCUCUAACUGAGAGUGUGACCCGUAAAUACACACGGCAGAUCCUUGAAGGCGUCUCCUACCUGCACAGCAAUAUGAUUGUGCAUCGAGACAUCAAAGGAGCCAACAUCCUCCGUGAUUCUGCUGGGAAUGUGAAGCUUGGGGAUUUUGGGGCCAGCAAACGAUUACAGACCAUCUGUAUGUCAGGGACAGGGAUUCGUUCCGUCACAGGCACCCCAUACUGGAUGAGCCCAGAGGUGAUAAGUGGAGAAGGCUAUGGAAGGAAAGCAGACGUGUGGAGCUUGGGCUGCACUGUGGUAGAGAUGCUGACAGAGAAGCCUCCAUGGGCAGAAUACGAGGCCAUGGCUGCCAUCUUCAAAAUUGCCACGCAGCCCACCAACCCCCAGCUGCCCUCCCACAUCUCUGAGCACGGCCGGGACUUCCUGCGGCGCAUCUUUGUGGAGGCCCGCCAGAGGCCUUCGGCUGAGGAACUGCUCACACACCACUUUGCACAGCUCGUGUACUGAGCUCUCGCACCACACUGAUGUUGGACCUCGGCUCCCCGGGGGAGGCUCCCAGGAGGCACUUGGGGAGGCUGCUGCUUCUCCCUCCCAGGUCUGACUGCCCCAGAGCUCAGGCCGUCUUUCCCUCUGUCCAUCUGUCACUCCCUUCUUCCUGGGUAGCUGCAGAGCCAGAGAAGGGUGGGCAGCUCCAUGCUCAUCAGAUUGGAGGGAGCCUGGGCUCAGAGAGGGCCACGGAUAUCUGGAUUGCUCUGGCCUUCAGAGCUCCUCGGGUCUCUUCCCUUCCCCCGCACCCUCCCUCUGAGCUGCAUUCCCUCGCUCUGUCUUGGGCACCAGGGCUCACAUUGGUGCUGAGGACACACUGGCUUGGAAGGAUGUGAAUAGUGUUAUUUUUAUUCAGAGUGUUACUUUGUUUCCUCUCCCAGUGUCUGGAGACACCUGAGCCUGCCGGGGCUCUCUUGGGGCAGAGUCUGCUGUUCCUCCAGAGCGGGGGUGGAGGCUGGUGCUGCCCCUGUCCCCGGGGAAGACUCCGGGCCAGGUUUGCCAAUCCCACCUCGUUACCAAAGAUGGACAAAACGCUCUGCUGCCUUAUUUAGGGAGAGGGGCUGCCUGCCCUGCCCCGAGAUGCGCACCUUCCCACCCCCUCCCUGCAGGAUCUGAGAGAAGUUGCUGCUGGAGGGGAGGGGGUGUCGGAGAGAUGGCACAGUCUUUGUCAAUGCAAUUGUCCCUGUUUUACAAGGCCGGCUGGGGUCCUCUCUCUAGGGUAGCUCCCUCUUUCUGGGUCGGUGCCUCUUCUCCCCUCCCCCAGGGCUGUUGUGGAGCAGAGAUUCAGAGGGUAAGUUGGGCCCAGGCAGGAGCUAGAAGUGCCAGGCUGCCGGGCUCCAGCCCUUCUCGGAGAGCAGCGGCCGCCCUGUACGCUUCUUUUCCCACUCAGGAGCCAGGGGUGGCUCAGUAGGGCCAUAAUAACUUGCUUUCUGAGGCUCCUGAGAAGAGCUCUUCCGCAAAUCUAGGAAAAAUGAAAUUUCAGGAUAAAAUGGGUUAGUGGCUCUGCUGGGAAAGCGCCACGCUGGCCUGGGGCAUGGCAGGGCCCAGGUGCUGCUGCCAUCUGUGCUCAGAGCCCCGGCGCCAGCGAGGGGCCCUAGUGUUUCUAUGAAGUGAUCCUUGGCCCUUUGCUUUCUUCCCUGGCCUUGAGGGACAAGAGCAGGAAUGGGUUGGGAGGAAUGAUAUCUCUGAGCAGCUUGUCAGCUGUAAAUACCUCAGCCUGGGCUUUGUCCCUUCUUCUCCCCAAAAUGUGCCUAAUGCUAAAGCCCCUCUCCAACACUCAUGUUCCUUAGAAUUUGUCAUUGAACGGAAAGGGAAAAAUGCCAGGUUACAGGGGCUCAUCUCCGGAGACAGACAGGGUGUUAGCGGUCGGCGGCUCGGUGCCCAGCCAUGCCUGUCUCCCCACAGGCACCAUAACAAUCCAAAGCCUUCGUUGUAUGUUGAAGAUGCACUUUUAUGAAUGUAGUUUCUAUCGCUCUUUUUAGCCUUUUCACAUCAUGUAAUGUGAGGCCUUGUACUUGUUAAUUUAUAUCUCAGAUCAUAUUUGAUGGUUUUUAUAUAUAGCAAUUCUAGACUGUUACAGGUGACUGUUGCCUCAAGGGAGAGAAGAGAAAACGAAAGCAGCUGGUUUUGCAGAGAAAUUUGUUGGUGGUUUGUGCCAAAUGGUGCCUAUGGGGCUUGGGCCUCUCUCUCUGUUUCCUUCCCUUUCUGCCCGCUGGGACUCUUGUCCCAACCUCUGGGGCUGGUAAGACAGAUGAUGCCUCCCUCUUACCAACAUCAUCACCAUUUCUACCCCUCGGCUCUGUCCCCACCCGAGGCUUGGACUGGGGACCUUCAUCCUGACCAGAGCUACUUUGUGGUGGCUUGGCUUUUCUCUCUCAGCCUCCAUUCCAUAAAGAGCCUCUCACUUGAGGGGAAUUCCUGCAAUGAAUCCUUCCUCUCCUCUCCUCCCUCAAAAAAAAAAAAUCCUUCCCAACAUAGCUCUAGCCCUUUAUCCAAACACUCCUUGGGAGGAAACAGAACUCAGGCACUGGCAUUGGUGAGACGAUUCUGCAUAUUCCAGGUUCAGACUCUCUCUGGGGUUACAUACCAACCCCACAGUAACUACCUGACAGAAAACUUUAAAAAAAAUUUUUUUAAACCCUGAAACUCUCCUCAUCACCCUCCCCCCAAAAAAACAACACAACACUUGAUUUUUGUGCCAAAAACUGUGGAUAUGCUAGCCCAACAGCCUCAGGAUUGAGCUAUUGCUUAAUUUAUUAUUUUUUAUUAAAUUAUCCAGAAGAAAAACUGUGGGGACAUAGGACUGUCCUGAGCCCUAGGAGUAUCAGGUGCCCUCUGCCCCUUAGCCCUGGCCACUAUGGACUCUGCCAAAGGGCUGGGCGGCUUCAUUGCCAGGUGCCACCAUUUUCUCAUCAUUUAAUAGAGCCUUCCUGCUCUGGGCUGCCAGCAGAGGCCCAGGACUGAGGCUGGUUCUUGGUCACCCUCUUGUGCACAUAUUAGCGGAGGAGCCAAGUGUCUGAAUGUGGAUUGUGCAGAAGAACUUGCAGCCAUAGUUUAUUUUGACUAUAUCCCGACUGAGGGCUUGCAGUGCAAAGCCAGGCCAGUGUAGCGCGUUACUUACAAUAAAAGGAUCAUUUAUACAA
This is a messenger RNA of Antechinus flavipes (yellow-footed antechinus), 4943 nucleotides long. It is a transcript of the gene MAP3K3, whose product is annotated as mitogen-activated protein kinase kinase kinase 3. Gene Ontology annotation, biological process: protein phosphorylation. NCBI's taxonomy places the organism in Eukaryota, Metazoa, Chordata, Mammalia, Dasyuromorphia, Dasyuridae. The coding region runs from base 289 to 2262 and encodes 657 amino acids. The transcript is spliced from 17 exons. Gene Ontology annotation, molecular function: protein kinase activity; ATP binding; protein binding. The record is from RefSeq and is a predicted model, not a curated record.